UGUGUGUGUGUGUGUGUGUGUGUCUGAGGUCUUUAUAAACAGCAAGAUGGCACAGUAAGGACCAUCAGCAGUUGGGUGACUAGAGAAAGACAGACGUCCAUCUCAAUAAUAUCCAGGUAAGACAUGAUCUGUUGUUCUGGAGCUGUUCUUCUCUUAUUCUACCACUCUCUCUCUCUCUGUCUCUGUCUUUGUCUCUCUUUCUCUCUCUUUCUCUCUGUCUCUUUCCCUAUCUCUGAGUCACUGUCUCUCUCCCUCUCUCUCUCUCUCUCUCUCUCUCUCUGAGUCGCUGUCUCUCUCUCUCUCCCUCUAUCUCUCCCUCUAUCUCUCUCUCUAUCUCUGAGUCGCUGUCUCUCUCUCUCCCUCUAUCUCUCUCUCUGAGUCGCUGUCUCUCUCUCUCCCUCUAUCUUUCUCUCUGAGUCACUGUCUCCCCCUAUCUUCCACUCUCCCUUUCUCUCUCUCUCUCUCUCUCUCUCUCUCUGAGUUGCUAUCUCUCUCUCUCUCUCUUUCUCUAUCUGUCUAUUUCUCUCUCUUCCUCCACUGACUAAUCUCAUAAUUCUGAUAUUAUGUCCUGAUCUUUCACCUCUAUUUUUACUCCUGUCUGAAUACAGUUUGUAGUGUUAGUUUCAAGCUCUUAUGGACACCCAUCUGACAUGUUUACAUCUUCCCCUCCACUCCACUCCUCUCCUCUCCUCUCCUCUCCUCUCCUCUCCCCUUAUUAUUAAAAUGAUGAAUAUGAUUAUGAUGAAUUAUUAUGAUAUUUGUAUUUAUUAUUAUAAUUAAUGUAAUUAUUAUUAGGUGUGGGACGAUAACGUCGGACCAGAUGAACGCCUGGGAACCUGAACCACCACCAUCUACCCAGGAACACACAUCGAGACCUGCCACCUGAAGAGAGGCACCGUCUACUACACCUACAGCUACCAGAAGGAUCACCAGCAACAGAAGGAUGGUUAGAUUGUAACCUAUGACCUUCUAUCUGAUUGGUUCUCUCACCCUGUCACUCAUGUAUUCACUUCCUUAUAGCAUAAAUAAAAAAAAACAUGCUUUACGGCAAGAUGGUCUCAGUCUGGCUUAAUUUUUUUUUUUUAUAACAUAUUUUUUAUGUUAUUUUAUUGUUUUAUGCUUUCCCAGAAGAUGUCUUAGAUUGGUCCAUAGAAUAUUAAAAGGGAUAAAUCAAUAUUUCUACUAGAUUUGAGAUUUUAUGUCAAAGCUUUUUACAAUUCAACAUUUACCUUUUACAGUAAACCAUUAUUGUGCUUAAACUUGAGCUUAAUAUAACUUUUUGUUAUUCUAAGCUUUGGCCUUCAUUCCUAAUCAGCGUAUCAGAUAAAUACAAAACUGUUGACAGUACUGUACGUCACAAAACCGUAUUUAGUUUGGUUUAGAGACAUCACUGAGAACGGACCAGCUGUGGGUCUCCAUUGCCUCUUUGCAAUGUGUACGUGGGUGGGUACAGUAUGUGUAAGGGGGGGGGGGGGGUUGGUAUGUUUAUGACAGGGUGCCUGGGUAAGGUCCUUAUGAAGGGGAACAGUUAUGUUACUGUAUGUUAUCUUAAGGGUCCAACCUGGGACGACAUGCUGGGAAGCUGCAACCCCACCAUCAGCACAACCACAACGUUGUCAGGGAGCACUCCGAUAUACUUACCGUUUCACAUAUGAUCUAAAAAGCUAAACUGAUCGUAGAUCAUCUUUUAUGAAGACGCUUUAUGAUUACGAGCCCAGAUCAGGGCCAGUAUCCACAUCAGAGUAGGGUUGCCGAGCUAGGAUCAGUUUUAGUCUUCAGAUCAUAAUGAAUAAUAUUAUACAAUAUAUAACUUCUUCUUUAAGAGGCUCCUCUGUCCUCCACUCGUUACCUGUAUUAAUGGCACCUGUUUGAACUUGUUAUCAGUAUAAAAGACACCUGUCCACAACCUCAAACAGUCACACUCCAAACUCCACUAUGGCCAAGACCAAAGAGCUGUCAAAGGACACCAGAAACAAAAUUGUAGACCUGCACCAGGCUGGGAAGACUGAAUCUGCAAUAGGUAAGCAGCUUGGUUUGAAGAAAUCAACUGUGGGAGCAAUUAUUAUGAAAUGGAAGACAUACAAGACCACUGAUAAUCUCCCUCGAUCUGGGGCUCCACGCAAGAUCUCACCCCAUGGGGUUAAAAUGAUCACAAGAACGGUGAGCAAAAAUCCCAGAACCACACGGGGGGACCUAGUGAAUGACCUGCAGAGAGCUGGGACCAAAGUAACAAAGCCUACCAUCAGUAACACACUACGCUGCCAGGGACUCAAAUCCUGCAGUACAGACGUGUCCCCCUGCUUAAGCCAGUACAUGUCCAGGCCCGUCUGAAGUUUGCUAGAGUGCAUUUGGAUGAUCCAGAAGAGGAUUGGGAGAAUGUCAGAUGAAACCAAAAUAUAACUUUUUGGUAAAAACUCAACUCGUCGUGUUUGGAGGACAAAGAAUGCUGAGUUGCAUCCAAAGAACACCAUACCUACUGUGAAGCAUGGGGGUGGAAACAUCAUGCUUUGGGGCUGUUUUUCUGCAAAGGGACCAGGACGACUGAUCCGUGUAAAGGAAAGAAUGAAUGGGGCCAUGUAUCAUGAGAUUUUGAGUGAAAACCUCCUUCCAUCAGCAAGGGCAUUGAAGAUGAAACGUGGCUGGGUCUUUCAGCAUGACAAUGAUCCCAAACACACCGCCCGGGCAACGAAGGAGUGGCUUCGUAAGAAGCAUUUCAAGGUCCUGGAGUGGCCUAGCCAGUCUCCAGAUCUCAACCCCAUAGAAAAUCUUUGGCGGGAGUUGAAAGUCCGUAUUGCCCAGCGACAGCCCCAAAACAUCACUGCUCUAGAGGAGAUCUGCAUGGAGGAAUGGGCCAAAAUACCAGCAACAGUGUGUGAAAACCUUGUGAAGACUUACAGAAAACGUUUGACCUGUGUCAUUGCCAACAAAGGGUAUAUAACAAAGUAUUAAGAAACUUUUGUUAUUGACCAAAUACUUAUUUUCCACCAUAAUUUGCAAAUAAAUUCAUUAAAAAUCCUACAAUGUGAUUUUUUUUCUGGAUUUUUUUUCCUCAUUUUCUCUGUCAUAGUUGACGUGUACCUAUGAUGAAAAUUACAGGCCUCUCUCAUAUUUUUAAGUGGGAGAACUUGCACAAUUGGUGGCUGACUAAAUACUUUUUUUCCCCACUGUAUGUCUCCACAUGCCUGACUGAGAUGUGAGGUCAUUCCUCAGGAUCUUCGGUGUGUGCGUGUGCGUGUGCGUGCGUGCAUGUUUGCCAAUGGUAUGAUAUCCAGGUUGCGUCUCCCCUGCUUCUACAACAACACCACUGAGGCAGAAUUUGACUUUAUUCAAGCAAGGUAGUUAUUGAUGGCUGAUAGAGAAUUGAUAAAAAAUUGGUGGGAAAUUACUACACUGUCUCAAACUGAUUAGGUGAUGGAGCCUGGCCUUUGUGAAGAAGAUUAUGUUUGAUGGCAUUGGUAUCAGUCACAACAAGACAACCCAUUGGAUAAUCACAGUAUUGUCAUUAAUAACGUGACAGCCCAUUGGAUAAUCACAGUAUUGUCAUUAAUAACGUGACAGCCCAUUGGAUAAUCACAGUGUGGUCAUCAAUAACGUGACAUCCUAUUGGAUAAUCACAGUGUGGUUAUUAAUAACUUGACAACCCAUUGGAUAAUCACAUUGUUGUCAUUAAUAACGUGACAGCCCAUUGGAUAAUCACAAAGCCCUUGGUCUUUUCUUGGUCUUCCAUUCCCUCUUUCAUAGCUUCCACUCCUUUCCUUCCCUAGCUUCCUUUCCUCUCCUCCUUUUCUAGAUCCCGUUCCUCAUUUCCUAGAAUUCUUUCUUAUUUUCCUUUACUUUCCUCCUUUCUUAGUUUCCUUUCCUCAUUCACUUUCCUAGGUUCCUUUCCUCCUUUCCUAGGUUCCUUUCCUUGAUCUUUCCCAUCUUCCAUUCCUCCUUCCCUAGCUUCAAUUCUUCUUUCCUAAUUUCCUUGUCCCUUUUUUUCCCUAACUUCCUUUCCUCUUCGCCUUUCCUACUUUCUGUUCCUUUCCUGGCUUCAUUUCCUAGCAUUCCUUUCCUGGCUUCAUUUCCUAGCAUUGCUUUCCUGGCUUCAUUUCCUAGCAUUCCUUUCCUGGCUUCAUUUCCUAGCAUUCAUUUCCUGGCUUCAUUUCCUAGCAUUCCUUUCCUGGCUUCAUUUCCUAGCAUUCCUUUCCUGGCUUCAUUUCCUAGCAUUCAUUUCCUGGAUUAAUUUCCUAGCAUUCCUUUCCUGGCUUCAUUUCCUAGCAUUCCUUUCCUGGCUUCAUUUCCUAGCAUUCCUUUCCUGGCUCUAUUUCCUUUAUUUUCUCCCCUCCUUUGCUUUCCUAGCUCCCAUUCCUACUAUCCUUUCCUAGCUACCUUUCCUUUCCUACUUUCCUAGCUUCCUUUUGUUGGUCUUUGCACACUCUUGGCAUUCUCUCAGCCAGCUUCAUGAGGUAGUCACCUGGAAUCCAUUUCAAUUAACAGGUGUGCCUUCUUAAAGUUAAUUUGUGGAAUUUAUUUCCUUCUUAAUGCGUUUGAGCCAAUCAGUUGUGUUGUGACAAGGUAGGGGUGGUAAAAGACCAAGUCCAUAUUAUGGGAAGAACAGCUCAAAUAAGCAAAGAGAAACGACAGUCCAUCAUUACUUUAUGACAUGAAGGUCAAUCAAUACGGAAAAUGUCAAGAACUUUGAAAGUUUCUUCAAGUGCAGUCGCAAAUACCAUUAAGCGCUAUGAUGAAACUGGCUCUCAUGAGGACCGCCACAGGAAAGGAAGAACCAGAGUUACCUCUGCUGCAGAGGAUAAGUUCAUUAGAGUUACCAGCCUCAGAAAUUGCAGCCCAAAUAAAUGCUUCACAGAGUUCAAGUAACAGACACAUCUCAACAUCAACUGUUCAGAGGAGACUGUGUGAAUCAGGCCUUCAUGGUCGAAUUGCUGCAAAGAAACCACAACUAAAGGACACCAAUAAUAAGAAGAGACUUGCUUGGGCCAAGAAACACAAGCCUUUGGUCUGGAGUCCAUAUUGGAGAUUUUUGACUGUUGGAAAAUCAUUCCAGGUGAAGCUGGUUGAGAGAAUGCCAAGAGUUUGCAAAGCUGUCAUCAAGGCAAAGGGUGGCUAUUUGAAGAAUCUCAAAUAUAACAUAUAUUUGGAUUUGUUUAACAGUUUUUUGGUUACUACAUGAUUCCAUAUGUGUUAUUUCAUAGUUUUGAUGUCUUCACUAUUUUUCUACAAUGUAGAAAAUAGUAAAAAUAACGAAAUCCCCUUGAAUGAGUAGGUGUUCUAAAUCCUUUGACCGGUAGUGUAUAUUUAUACUACGGACUCCGACAUUGCUCAUCCUAAUAUUUCUUUAUUUUCCAUAGGGCGGCGCACAAUUGGCCCAGCGUUGUCCGGGUUUGGCCGAUGUAGGCCGUCAUUGUAAAUAAGAAUUUGUUCUUAACUGACUUGCCUAGUUAAAUACAGGUUAAAUAAAAAAUAAAAAAAGUAUAUUAUUUUACUUUUCGAUUUGUUUAUUGUUAGAUACUACUGCACUGCUGGAGCUAGGAACACAAGCAUUUUGCUACAACCGCAAUAACAUCUGCUAAAUAUGUGUAUGUGACCAAUAAAAUUUGAAUUUAUUAUUUUAUUUUAUUUAUGUGAAUGUGUCUAAAGCAUGUUAGAAUACGCUCCAAAACAACUCAUAUUACAUCACAAUCCCAUUCUGAAUGUUUCUGCACAAAACAAAAUGUUUUAUCGUCUGUCACAUAAAUCCAUAUUUGCAUAUUGUCCUCAGAUCCUCAAAAAGUUUUACAGCUGCACCAUCGAGAGCAUCCUGACUGGUUGCAUCACCGCAUGGUAUGGCAACUGCUCGGCCUCCGACCGCAAGGCACUACAGAGGGUAGUGCGUACGGCCCAGUACAUCACUGGGGCCAAGCUUCCUGCCAUCCAGGACCUCUAUACCAGGCAGUGUCAGAGGAAGGCCCUAAAAAUGGCCAAAGACUCCAGGCACCCUAGUCAUAGACUGUUCUCUCUGCUACCUCAUGGCAAGCAGUACCGGAGCACCAAGUCUAGCUCCAAGAGGCUUCUUAACAGCUUCUACCCCAAGCUAUAAAACUCCUGAACCCCCCCCCCCCCCCUAUCUAUGCAUAGUCAAUUUAACUCUACCUACAUGUACAUAUUACCUCAAUUACCUCGACUAACCUGUGCCCCCACACUUUUACUCUGUACCGGUACCCACUGUAUUUAGCCUCAUUACUGUUAUUUUACUGCUGCUCUUUAAUUAUUUGUUAUUUUGUUUUUUACUUCUGUUUAUUUUAGUAAAUACUUUCUUAACACUUAUUUUUCUUAAUACUACAUGGUUGGUUAAGGGAUUGUAAGUAAACAUUUCACUGUAAGGUCUAAACCUGUUGUAUUCGGCACAUGUGACAAAUACAAUUUUAUUUGAUUGAACUGUUUAUUCACUGGACUGGCCUUUUGACAUUAUCUGGAAAAUAAUUUGUUCAAUCAGAACUUCAUGUUACACCUUAUAGGCUUCCAUAUGUCUCCUGGUAAUAUAGGGUGUGUUCUCAUUGGUUAAUUCAUCACUAAGUAGUCCUACAUACCACCUGUGGGUCAUCAUACCACCUGGGGGGGGGGCUGGGAUCUUUAUAAACAGCUAGAGGGCACAGUAAGGACCAUCAGCAGUUGGGUGACUAGAGAAAGACAGACGUCCAUCUCAAGGAUAUACAGGUAAGACAUUGUCUGUUGUUCUGGUUCUGUUCUUCUCGUCUACUACCUCUCUCUCUCUCUCUCUCUCUCUCUCUCUCUCUCUCUCUCUCUCUCUCUCUCUCUCUCUCUCUCUCUCUCUCUCUCUCUCUUUCUCUCUUUCAAUUCAAUUCAAUUCAAUGGGCUUUAUUGGCAUGGGAAACAUAUGUUAACAUUGCCAAAGCAAGAGAAGUAGAUAGUAAACAAAAGUGAAAUAAACAAUAAAUAUUAACAGUAAAAUUUACACUCAGAAGUUCCAAAAGAAUAAAGACAUUUCAAAUGUCAUAUUAUGUAUACAUACAGUGUUGUAACAAUGUGCAAAUAGUUAAAGUACCAAUGGGAAAAUAAGUAAACAUAAAUAUGGGUUGUAAUUACAAUGGAAUUAGUUAUUCACUGGUUGCCCUUUUCUUGUGGCAACAGAUAACACAUCUUGCUGCUGUGAUGGCACACUGUGGUAUUUCACCAAGUAGAUAAGAGAGUUUAUCAAAACUGGGUUUGUUUUCGAAUUCUUUGUGGAUCUCUGUAAUCUGAGGGAAAUAUGUGUCUCUAAUAUGCACAUAGCCUGUCUUCUCUUGAGAGCCAGGUCUGCCUACGGCGGCCUUUCUCAAUAGCAGGGCUAUGCUCACUGAGUCUGUACAUAGUCAAAGCUUUCCUUCAUUUUGGGUCAGUCACAGUGGUCAGGUAUUCUGCCACUGUACUCUCUGUUUAGAGCCAAAUAGCAUUCUAGUUUGCUCCGUUUUUUUUUGUUAAUUCUUUCCAAUGUGUCAAGUAAUUCUCUUUUUUGUUUUCUCAUGAUUUGGUUAGGUCUAAUUGUGUUGUUGUCCUGGGGCUCUGUGGGGUCUGUUUGUGUUUGUGAACAGAGCCCCAGGACCAGCUUACUUAGGGGACUCUUCUCCAAGUUAAUCUCUUUAUAGGUGAUAUAUUUGUUAUGGAAGGUUUGGGAAUCACUUCCUUUUAAGUGGUUAUAUUUUCUGGAUUUUAAUAAUUAGCAGGUAUCGGCAUAAUUCUGCUCUGCAUGCAUUAUUUGGUGUUUUUCGUUGUACAUGGAGGAUACUUUUGCAGAAUUCUGCAUGAGUCUCAAUUUGGUGUUUGUCCCAUUUUAUGAAUUAUUGGUUGGUGAGCGGACCCCAGACCUCACAACCAUUACGUUUUUUUAUAUUUUUUUAUUUUCAUACUGGUCAUACAUUUUCAUAAUGGUCCCCCAUGGGAAUCGAACCCACAACCCUGGCAUUGCAAGCGCCAUGCUCUACCAACUGAGCUACAUAAAGGGCAAUGGGUUCCAUAACUGAUUCAAGUAUUUUUAGCCAAAUCCUAAUUGGUAUGUCAAAUUUUAUGUUACUUUUGAUGGCAUAGAAGGCCCUUCUUGCCUUGUCUCUCAGAGACAAGUGGCAACAGAGACAAGUGGCAAGUGGCAACAGGUCACAAGUGGCAACAGGUCACAAAUCUUGCUGCUGUGAUUGCACACUGUGGUAUUUCACCCAAUAGAUAUGGGAGUUUAACAUAAUUAUAUUUGUUUUCACAUUUUUGUGGGUCUGUGUAAUCUGAGGGAGGUAUGUGUCUCUAAUAUGGUCAGCUCAGUUUCCACAUAAUUUCCCACCUAAUCUCUCUCUCUCUCUCUCUCUCUCUCUCUCUCUCUCUCUCUCUCUCUCUCUUCUUACACUGACUAAUCUCAUAAUACUGAUAAUAUGUCCUGAUCUUUCACCUCAAAUUUUACUCCUGUCUGAAUGCAGUUUGUAGUGUUAGUUUCAAGCUCUUAUGGACACCCAUCUGACAUGUUUAUAUCUUCCCUUCCUCUCCUCUCCUCUCCUCUCCUCUCCUCUCCUCUCCUCUCCUCUCCUCUCCUCUCCUCUCCUCUCCUCUCCUCUCCUCUCCUCUCCUCUCCUCUCCUCUCCUCUCCUCUCCUCUCCUCUCUCUCAGACAGUGUACCAUGGCCUCUCUCUCUCUGUCCCUGGGUCUGCUGGUGCUAUGCACCCUGGCUCUUGUACAAUGUGGCCCGUAUGACGACCGCGUCAGGGUGUGGGGCAUUAGUGCCACCAACCUGAAAGGAGACCUCCUCUCCCAGCCAGACCCCUACGUCAAGGUGAAUUUAUUCAUUCAUUUAACCUUUAUUUAACCGGAACAGUCAGUUAAUGAAACAUUGUUAUUUACAAUGAGGGACUGGCAGGUGGGGUGGUAAAACAGAAGAAGUACAAUAAUGUUACAGACAGGACAGGCAUCAUAACACAAAAGGACAGAGACACAGCAAUAAUCAACCACUAAACAGUAGACAGUCAGCAGUCAUUUGUUUGGAUAUCAAGUAGGCUACAGUGACAUGUGACCAUGAAAAUGUCAGUGAUUGGCUUGUUACUUGUUAGGCUGAAUGAACAAAAAAACUAACAAAUGAAUGAACAAACAAACAAACAAAAUAAUGAAUGAAUGCAUUUUAAAAUACAUAUAGAGGUUCCUCAUCCAAGUGAGCCAACUAUACAUACAUAAAAAAUCCUUGAGUAUUAAAGCACAAUCAUAAUAAAACAUGUUUAAUAAUAAAAGUCUACUGACAACAUUAACUUCCUUAGGUGUGGUGCGGCCCAGCCUUCGGUGGAAUGAGCAGCAUUCUGAAGAACCAGGCCAACCCCAACUGGCCCGGCGAGUUCAACUUCCUAGACAUCAUCGACGACUCUGUCCUGAAGCUGGAGGUGAGCUUUGAUCAAUGGAAAAGCAGUUUGUAUAUCCAAUAAAUUAUGAUGAUGAGGAAGAGGAAGAGGAGGAGGAGGAGGAGGAUAAUUAUGAGUAAUAUUAUUAUUAAUAUGAUAAAUAUGAUUAUGAUGAAUAAUUAUGAUAUUUGUAUUUAUUAUUAUAAUUAAUGUAAUUAUUAUUAGGUGUGGGAUGAUAACGUCGGACCAGAUGAACGCCUGGGAACCUGCACCACCACCAUCUACCCAGGAACACACAUCGAGACCUGCCACCUGAAGAAAGGCACCGUCUACUACACCUACACCUACCAGAAGGAUCACCAGCAACAGAAUGAUGAUUAGAUUGUAACCUAUGACAUUGUGUCUGAUUGGUUCUCUCACCCUGUCACUCAUGUAUUCACUUCCUUAUAGCAUCAAUUAAAAAAAACGUGCUUUACGGCAAGAUGGUCUCAGUCUGGCUUUAUUUAUUUUUUAAUAACAUAUUUUUUAUGUUAUUUUAUUGUUUUAUGCUUUCCCAGAAGAUGUCUUAGAUUGGUCCAUAGAAUAUUAAAAGAGAUACAUCAAUAUUUCUACUAGAUUUGAGAUUUUAUGUCAAAGAUUUUUACAAUUCAACAUUUACCAUUUACAGUAGACCAUUAUUGUGCUUAAACUUGAGCUUAAUAUAACUUUUUGUUAUUCUAAGCUUUGGCCUUCAUUCCUAAUCAGCGUAUCAGAUAAAUACAAAACUGUUGACAGUACUGUACGUCACAAAACCGUAUUUAGUUUGGUUUAGAGACAUCACUGAGAACGGACCAGCUGUGGGUCUCCAUUGCCUCUUUGCAAUGUGUACGGUGGUUGGUACAGUAUGUGUAAGGGGGGGGGUUGGUAUGUUUAUGACAGGGUGCCUGGGUAAGGUCCUUAUGAAGGGGAACAGUUAUGUUACUGUAUGUUAUCUUAAGGAUCCAACCUGGGACGACAUGCUGGGAAGCUGCAACACCACCAUCAGCACAACCACAACGUUGUCAGGGAGCACUCCGAUAUACUUACCGUUUCACAUGUGAUCUAAAAAGCUAAACUGAUCGUAGAUCAUCUUUUAUCAAGACGCUUUAUGAUUACGAGCCCAGAUCAGGGCCAGUAUCCACAUCAGAGUAGGGUUGCCGAUCUAGGAUCAGUUUUAGUCUUCAGAUCAUAAUGAAUGAUAUUAUAUGGACAGAUCCUAGAUCAGAACUCCUACUCUGAGAUGCUUUGGGGAUAUUGGCCCAACACUCUUCAUCUGUCCCUGAGGUGGGUUUUGAAUAUGGGGUGAGAGAACGCUUUCCAACAACAGGUGGUUUCUGUUGACUGUCUAAUGGAUGUUCUUGAACAGCAAAACAGCUGAGAGCAGAGAAUUACAUUCACUUUUGAGUCAUUUAGCAGACGCUCUUGUUCAGAACGACUUACAGAGGAGGACAGAGGAGUCGAGGAGAGGACAGACUUUUGCCCAAAUGAGAAUCUCCCAGGGAAUAAAAUGUAUCUCAGUGACCGGGAAAACUAAUGAGUGGUUGAGAGGUCGAGGAGAGUGUUAAUUCGUUUGUAGGUGAAAGGAGGAGUCUGCUCUCCUCCUGGAUUACCUACUUCAGCAGAGGAUUCCCAUGAGUAUCCUUUUGGGUUCUAGAGUAUCCUUUCAGCUUCUAGCUCGGAAGUGUUUUAAAAUCCACCUCACCCCCUUUGAAUCAGCUGUUGUUUUCUGGAAGGAGAAAAGCAUGCUACUUAUACUUUUAUCUAUAAAAUGUCUUCUACAACUAAUAGCUACUUUUAUUUGUAUCACUUUACACAUUUAUUUUGGGAUUACAAUGAGCCAACGAGGAUGGUAUGACGGUAUGUCUCCACAUGCCUGACUGAGAUGUGAGGUCAUUCCUCAGGAUCUUCGGCGUGUGCGUGUGCGUGCGUGCGUGCGUGUUUGCCAAUGGUAUGAUAUCCAGGUUGCGUCUCCCCUGCUUGUACAACGACACUACUGAGGCAGAAUUUGACUUUAUUCAAGCAAGGUAGUUAUUGAUGGCUGAUAGAGAAUUGAUCAAAAUUGUUGGGAAAUUACUACACUAUCUCAAACUGAUUAGGUGAUGGAGCCUGGCCUUUGUGAAGAAGAUUAUGUUUGACGGCAUUGGUAUCAGUCACAACAAGACAACCCAUUGGAUAAUCACAGUAUCGUCAUUAAUAACGUGACAGCCCAUUGGAUAAUCACAGCAUUGUCAUUAAUAACGUGACAGCCCAUUGGAUAAUGACAAAGCCCUUGGUCUUUUCUUGGUCUUCCAUUCCCUCUUUCAUAGCUUCCACUCCUUUCCUUCCCUAGCUUCCUUUCCUCUCCUCCUUUUCUAGAUCCCGUUCCUCAUUUCCUAGAAUUCUUUCUUAUUUUCCUUUACUUUCCUCCUUUCUUAGUUUCCUUUCCUCAUUCACUUUCCUAGGUUCCUUUCCUCCUUUCCUGGGUUCCUUUCCUUGAUCUUUCCCAUCUUCCAUUCCUCCUUCCCUAGCUUCAAUUCUUCUUUCCUAAUUUCCUUGUCCCUUUUUUUCCCUAACUUCCUUUCCUCUUCGCCUUUCCUACUCUCUGUUCCUUUCCUGGCUUCAUUUCCUAGCAUUCCUUUCCUGGCUUCAUUUCCUAGCAUUCCUUUCCUGGCUUCAUUUCCUAGCAUUCCUUUCCUGGCUUCAUUUCCUAGCAUUCCUUUCCUGGCUUCAUUUCCUAGCAUUCAUUUCCUGGCUUCAUUUCCUAGCAUUCCUUUCCUGGCUUCAUUUCCUAGCAUUCCUUUCCUGGCUCUAUUUCAUUUCUUUUCUCCCCUCCUUUGCUUUCCUAGCUCCCAUUCCUACUAUACUUGCCUAGCUACCUUUCCUUUCCUACUUUCCUAGCUUCCUUUCCUUGGUCUUUGCACACUCUUGGCAUUCUCUCAACCAGCUUCAUGAGGUAGUCACCUAGAAUCCAUUUCAAUUAACAGGUGUGCCUUCUUAAAGUUAAUUUGUGGAAUUUAUUUCCUUCUUAAUGCGUUUGAGCCAAUCAGUUGUGUUGUGACAAGGUAGGGGUGGUAAAAGACCAAGUCCAUAUUAUGGGAGUUCACAGAGUUCAAGUAACAGACACAUCUCAACAUCAACUGUUCAGAGGAGACUGUGUGAAUCAGGCCUUCAUGGUCGAAUUGCUGCAAAGAAACCACAACUAAAGGACACCAAUAAUAAGAAGAGACCUGCUUGGGCCAAGAAACACAAGCCUUUGGUCUGGAGUCCAUAUUGGAGAUUUUUGACUGUUGGAAAAUCAUUCCAGGUGAAGCUGGUUGAGAGAAUGCCAAGAGUGUGCAAAGCUGUUAUCAAGGCAAAGGGUUGCUAUUUGAAGAAUCUCAAAUAAAACAUAUAUUUUGAUAUGUUUAACACUUUUAUGGUUACUACAUGAUUCCAUAUGUGUUAUUUCAUAGUUUUGAUGUCUUCACUAUUUUUCUACAAUGUAGAAAAUAGUAAAAAUAAAGAAAACCCCUUGAAUGAGUAGGUGUUGUAAAUCCUUUGACCGGUAGUGUAUAUUUAUACUACGGACUCCGACAUUGCUCAUCCUAAUAUGUCUUCAUUUCCCAUAGGGCGGUGCACAAUUGGCCCAGCGUUGUCUGGGUUUGGCCGGUGUAGUCCGUCAUUGUAAAUAAGAAUUUGUUCUUAACUGACUUGCCAAGUUAAAUACAGGUUAAAUAAAAAAUUUAAAAAAGUAUAUUAUUUUACUUUUCGAUUUGUUUAUUGUUAGAUAUUACUGCACUGCUGGAGCUAGGAACACAAGCAUUUCGCUACAACCGCAAUAACAUAUACUAAAUAUGUGUAUGUGACCAAUAACAUUUGAAUUGAUUAUUUUAUUUUAUUUAUGUGAAUGUGUCUAAAGCAUGUUAGAAUACGAUCCAAAACAACUCAUAUAACAUCACAACCCCAUUCUGAAUGUUUCUGCACAAAAAAAUUGUUUUUAUCGUCUGUCACAUAAAUCCAUAUUUGCAUAUUGUCCUCAGAUCCUCAAAAAGUUUUACAGCUGCACCAUCGAGAGCAUCCUGACUGGUUGGAUCACCGCAUGGUAUGGCAACUGCUCGGCCUCCGACCGCAAGGCACUACAGAGGGUAGUGCGUACGGACCAGUACAUCACUGGGGCCAAUCUUCCUGCCAUCCAGGACCUCUAUAUACCAGGCGGUGUCAGAGGAAGGCCCUAAAAAUGGCCAAAGACUCCAGGCACCCUAGUCAUAGACUGUUCUCUCUGCUACCUCACGGCAAGCAGUACCGGAGCACCAAGUCUAGCUCCAAGAGGCUUCUUAACAGCUUCUACCCCAAGCUAUAAGACUCCUGAACAGCGAAUCAAAUGGCUACCCGGACUAUUUGCAUUGCCCCCCCCCCCACCCCCUCUUUUAAUCUGCUGCUAUUCUCUGUUUAUUAUCUAUGCAUAGUCAAUUUAACUCUACCUACAUGUACAUAUUACCUCAAUUACCUGGACUAACCUGUGCCCCCGCACUUUGACUCUGUACCGGUACCCACUGUAUUUAGCCUCAUUACUGUUAUUUUACUGCUGCUCUUUAAUUAUUUGCUAUUUUGUUUUUUACUUUUGUUUAUUUUAGUAACUACUUUCUUAACACUUAUUUUUCUUAAUACUACAUGGUUGGUUAAGGGCUUGUAAGUAAGCAUUUCACUGUAAGGUCUAAACCUGUUGUAUUCGGCAUAUGUGACGAAUACAAUUUUAUUUGAUUGAACUGUUUAUUCACUGGACUGGCCUUUUGACAUGAUCUGGAAAAUAAUUUGUUCAAUCAGCAUUUCAAAUAUAAUUUCUUGUUACACCUUCUAGGUUUCCACAUGUCUCUUGAAAAUAUAGGUUGUGUUCUCAUUGGUUAAUGCGUAACUAAGUAGUCCUUCAUACCACCUGUGGGUCAUCAUACCACAUGGGGGGGGCUGAGAUCUUUAUAAACAGCAAGAUGGCACAGUAAGGACCGUCUGCAGUUGGGUGACUAGAGAAAGACAGACGUCCAUCUCAAGGAUAUACAGGUAAGACAUGAUCUGUUGUUCUGGUUCUGUUCUUCUCGUCUACUACCUCUCUCUCUCUCUCUCUCUCUCUCUCUCUCUCUCUCUCUCUCUCUCUCUCUCUCUCUCUCUUUCAAUUCAAUUCAAUGGGCUUUAUUGGCAUGGGAAAUGUAUGUUAACAUUGCCAAAGCAAGAGAAGUAGAUGGUAAACAAAAGUGAAAUAAACAAUAAAUGUUAACAGUAAAAUGUACACUCAGAAGUUCCAAAAGAAUAAAGACAUUUCAAAUGUCAUAUUAUGUAUAUAUACAGUGUUGUAACAAUGUGCAAAUAGUUAAAAUACAAAUGGGAAAAUAAGUAAACAUAAAUAUGGGAUUUAUUUACAAUGGAAUUAGUUAUUCACUGGUUGCCCUUUUCUUGUGGCAACAGAUAACAAAUAUUGCAGCUGUGAUGGCACACUGUGGUAUUUCACCAAGUAGAUAAGAGAGUUUAUCAAAACUGGGUUUGUUUUUGAAUUCUUUGUGGAUCUCUGUAAUCUGAGGGAAAUAUGUGUCUCUAAUAUGGUCAUACAUUUGGCAGGAGGUUAGGAAGUGCAGCUCAGUUUCCACCUCAUUUUGUGAGCAGUGUGCACAUAGCCUGUCUUCUCUUGAGAGCCAGGUCUGCCUACGGUGGCCUUUCUCAAUAGCAAGGCUAUGCUCACUGAGUCUGUACAUAGUCAAAGCUUUCCUUCAUUUUGGGUCAGUCACAGUGGUCAGGUAUUCUGCCACUGUACUCUCUGUUUAGAGCCAAAUAGCAUUCUAGUUUGCUCCGUUUGUUUGUUAAUUCUUUCCAAUGUGUCAAGUAAUUCUCUUUUUUGUUUUCUCAUGAUUUGGUUGGGUCUAAUUGUGUUGUUGUCCUGGGACUCUGUGGGGUCUGUUUGUGUUUGUGAACAGAGCCCUAGGAACAGCUUGCUUAGGGGACUCUUCUCCAAGUUAAUCUCUUUAUAGGUGAUGGCUUUGUUAUGGAAGGUUUGGGAAUCGCUUCCUUUUAAGUGGUUAUAGAAUUUAACGGCUCUUUUCUGGAUUUUGAUAAUUAGCGGGUAUUGGCAUAAUUCUGCUCUGCAUGCAUUAUUUGGUGUUUUUCGUUGUACAUGGAGGAUACUUUUGCAGAAUUCUGCAUGCAGAGUCUCAAUUUGGUGUUUGCCCCAUUUGAUGAAUUCUUGGUUGGUGAGCGGACCCCAGACCUCACAACCAUUACAUUUUUUUACAUUUUAGUCAUUUAGCAGACGCUCUUAUCCAGAGCGACUUACAGUUAGUGAGUGCAUACUUCAUACUGGUCAUACAUUUUCAUACUGGUCCCCCAUGGGAAUCGAACCCACAACCAUGGCAUUGCAAGCGCCAUGCUCUACCAACUGAGCUACAUAAAGGGCAAUGGGUUCUAUAACUGAUUCAAGUAUUUUUAGCCAAAUCCUAAUUGGUAUGUCAAAUUUUAUGUUACUUUUGAUGGCAUAGAAGGCCCUUCUUGCCUUGUCUCUCAGAUCAUUCACAGCGUUGUGGAAGUUACCUGUGGCGCUGAUGUUUAGGCCGAGGUAUGUAUAGUUUUUUGUGUGCUUUAGGGCAACGGUGUCUAGAUGGAAUUUGUAUUUGUUGUCCUGGCAACUGGACCCUUUUUGGAAAACCAUUAUUUUUGUCUAACUGAGAUACACUGUCAGGGCGCAGGUCUGACAGAAUCUGUGCAGAAGAUCUAGGUGCUGCUGUAGGCCCACCUUGGUUGGUUGGUGACAGAAGCACCAGACACUUUCUCUCUCUCUCUCUCUCUAUAUCUCUUUAUCUCUGAGUCGCUGUCUCUCUCUCUUUAUCUCUCUCUAUCUCUGAGUCGCUGUCUCUCUCUCUCUCCCUCUCUCUCUCUCUCUGAGUCGCUGUCUCUCUCUCUUUAUCUCUCUCUAUCUCUGAGUCGCUCUCUCUCUCUCUUUCCCUCUCUCUCACUCUCUGAGUCGCUGUCUCUCUCUCUCUCUCUAUCUGUCUAUCUCUCUCUCUUCUUACACGAACUAAUCUCAUAAUACUGAUAAUAUGUCCUGAUCUUUCACCUCUAUUUUUACUCCUGUCAGAAUACAGUUUGUAGUGUUAGUUUCAAGCUCUUAUGGACACCCAUCUGACAUGUUUACAUCCUCCUCUCCUCUCCUCUCCUCUCCUCUCCUCUCCUCUCCUCUCCUCUCCUCUCCUCUCCUCUCCUCUCCUCUCCUCUCCUCUCCUCUCCUCUCCUCUCCUCUCCUCUCCUCUCCUCUCCUCUCCUCUCCUCUCCUCUCCUCUCCUCUCCUCUCCUCUCCCUCCCCUCCCCUCCCUCCUCUCCUCUCCCCUCCCCUCCUCUCCUCUCCUCUCCUCUCCUCUCCUCUCCUCUCCUCUCCUCUCCUCUCCUCUCCUCUCCUCUCCUCUCCUCUCCUCUCCUCCUCUCCUCUCCUCUCCUCUCCUCUCCUCUCCUCUCCUCUCCUCUCCUCUCCUCUCCUCUCUCUCAGACAGUGUACCAUGGCCUCUCUCUCUCUGUCCCUGGGUCUGCUGGUGCUAUGCACCCUGGCUCUUGUACAAUGUGGCCCGUAUGACGACCGCGUCAGGGUGUGGGGCAUUAGUGCCACCAACCUGAAAGGAGACCUCCUCUCCCAGCCAGACCCCUACGUCAAGGUGAAUUUAUUCAUUUAUUUAACCUUUAUUUAACCAGAACAGUCAGUUAAUGAAACAUUGUUAUUUACAAUGAGGGACUGGCAGGUGGGGUGGUAAAACAGAAGAAGUACAGUAAUGUUACAGACAGGACAGGCAUCAUAACACAAAAGGACAGAGACACAGCAAUAAUCAACCACAAACAGUAGACAGUCAGCAGUCAUUUGUUUGGAUAUCAAGUAGGCUACAGUGACGUGUGACCAUGAAAAUGUCAGUGAUUGGCUUGUUACUUGUUAGGUGAAUGAACAAAAAAACGAACAAAUGAAUGAACAAACAAACAAACAAAAUAAUGAAUGAAUGCAUUUUAAAAUACAUAUAGAGGUUCCUCAUCCAAGUGAGCCAACUAUACAUACAUAAAAAAUCAUUGAGUAUUAAAGCACAAUCAUAAUAAAACAUGUUUAAUAAUAAAAGUCUACUGACAACAUUAACUUCCUUAGGUGUGGUGUGGCCCAGCCUUCGGUGGCAUGUCCAGCAUUCUGAAUAACCAGGCCAACCCCAACUGGCCCGGCGAGUUCAACUUCCUAGACAUCAUCGACGACUCUGUCCUGAAGCUCGAGGUGAGUUUUGAGCAAUGGAGUGCUUUGAUCAAUGUAAAAGCAGUUUGUAUAUCCAAUAAAUUAUGAUGAUGAGGAAGAGGAAGAGGAGGAGGAGGAGGAGGAGGAUAAUUAUGAGUAAUAUUAUUAUUAAUAUGAUAAAUAUGAUUAUGAUGAAUUAUUAUGAUAUUUGUAUUUAUUAUUAUAAUUAAUGUAAUUAUUAUUAGGUGUGGGAUGAUAACGUCGGACCAGAUGAACGCCUGGGAACCUGCACCACCACCAUCUACCCAGGAACACACAUCGAGACCUGCCACCUGAAGAAAGGCACCGUCUACUACACCUACACCUACCAGAAGGAAUACCAGCAACAGAAUGAUGAUUAGAUUGUAACCUAUGACCUUCUAUCUGAUUGGUUCUCUCACCCUGUCACUCAUGUAUUCACUUCCUUAUAGCAUCAAGAAAAAAAAACAUGCUUUACGGCAAGAUGGUCUCAGUCUGGCUUAAUUUUUUUUUUUUAUAACAUAUUUUUUAUGUUAUUUUAUUGUUUUAUGCUUUCCCAGAAGAUGUCUUAGAUUGGUCCAUAGAAUAUUAAAAGGGAUAAAUCAAUAUUUCUGCUAGAUUUGAGAUUUUAUGUCAAAGCUUUUUACAAUUCAACAUUUACCUUUUACAGUAAACCAUUAUUGUGCUUAAACUUGAGCUUAAUAUAACUUUUUGUUAUUCUAAGCUUUGGCCUUCAUUCCUAAUCAGCGUAUCAGAUAAAUACAAAACUGUUGACAGUACUGUACGUCACAAAACCGUAUUUAGUUUGGUUUAGAGACAUCACUGAGAACGGACCAGCUGUGGGUCUCCAUUGCCUCUUUGCAAUGUGUACGGUGGUUGGUACAGUAUGUGUAAAGGGGGGUUGGUAUGUUUAUGACAGGAUGCCUGGGUAAGGUCCUUAUAAAGGGGAACAGUUAUGUUACUGUAUGUUAUCUUAAGGAUCCAACCUGGGAUGACAUGCUGGGAAGCUGCAACACCACCAUCAGCACAACCACAACGUUGUCAGGGAGCACUCCGAUAUACUUACCGUUUCACAUGUGAUCUAAAAAGCUAAACUGAUCGUAGAUCAUCUUUUAUGAAGACGCUUUAUGAUUACGGGCCCAGAUCAGGGCCAGUAUCCACAUCAGAGUAGGGUUGCCGAUCUAGGAUCAGUUUUAGUCUUCAGAUCAUAAUGAAUAAUAUUAUAUGGACAG
Messenger RNA from Coregonus sp. 'balchen', 18803 nucleotides. The record is from the annotation of a GenBank genome assembly. NCBI's taxonomy places the organism in Eukaryota, Metazoa, Chordata, Actinopteri, Salmoniformes, Salmonidae.